CUCACACACACACACACACACACACACACACACAGCUCCUCUUCUCUUCUCUCCUUUCCUCCGUCUCGGCUCCCUCCACCAUGCUGAGGGAAGCCGCAGGAUGCUGGGCUCCAGCGUGUGUGCCUCUCUCUCCCAGCUGCCUGCCUCUCCUCUGAGGGGGGACCCAGCCCACCAGGAGCCCCCCUCCUGGAAGCCCUUCUCCUCCCCGGGACAUCAGCACCAGCAUCAGCAUCAGCAUCAGCAUCAGCAGCAGCAUCAGCAGCAGCAGCAUCAGCGCCGGCACCCCCUCCACCCCGUCCAGCCACUCCAUCAGCAGCAGAAGCAGCAGCCAGAGGAGGAGCGACGGCACGGGGGGCACUCCAUGUGGCGUGUGGCGAUGCGGAGGAGGCGCUACCUGCUGGGCGGCAGCGGCGGCGGCGGACCAGGGGGAGGGUGGCGCGGAGCGGGCAUGGGUAUGGGCAAGACUGCGGGGUCGGGGGGGCACCAGCAGCAGCAGCAGCAGGGAGUGGACUGGCUGUAUGAGUCCUACUACCGUAUGAGUCAGCAGCAUCCCCUCAUCGUGUUCCUGCUGCUCAUCGUCAUGGGAGCGUGUCUGGCACUGCUCGCCGUCUUCUUCGCAUCGGGACUGGACAUUGAGGACCAUGUGGCAUUUGUGAUCACUGUGACCACGGCUCUGGCAGUCUUCUUCAGUGUGUUUGUGCUGGUGUGCAUCGAGGCCGUCUUUAAGAAGCUGCUGCGGCUCUUCUCUCUCCUCAUCUGGGCCUGCCUGCUCGCCAUGGGUUACCUCUUCAUGUUCUUCGGAGGCAUUAUCUGCCCCUGGGACCAGGUGUCCUUCUUCCUGUUCAUCAUCUUUGUGGUGUACACCAUGCUGCCGUUCUCCAUGCGCGACGCCAUCAUCGCCAGUGUCCUCACCGGCUCCUCCCACACACUCACACUCAGUCUGUGUCUGUCCAGCGGCAGCGAGCGCCUGGACCCCCUGGUGUGGCAGAUCUUGGCCAACGUCAUCAUCUUCAUCUGCGGCAACCUGGCAGGGGCCUACCACAAGCACCUGAUGGAGCUGGCUCUCAAGCAGACCUACCAGGACACCUGCAACUGCAUCAAGUCUCCCAUCAAGCUGGAGUUUGAGAAGCGACAGCAGGAGCGCCUGCUCCUGUCCCUGCUGCCGGCCCACAUUGCCCGGGUGAUGAAGGCUGAGAUCAUCCAGCGCCUCCAGGGCCCCAACUUUGGCCAGGUGGAGAACACCAACAACUUCCACAACCUCUACGUGCAGAGACACAUCAAUGUCAGCAUCCUCUAUGCUGAUAUCGUUGGCUUCACACGUCUGGCAACUGAUUGUUCACCAGGGGAACUGGUACAUAUGCUGAAUGAACUGUUUGGGAAAUUUGACCAAAUCGCUAAGGAGAAUGACUGCAUGAGGAUUAAAAUCUUGGGGGACUGUUACUACUGUGUGUCGGGGCUGCCAGAAUCUCUGCCUGACCAUGCCAAGAACUGCGUGAAGAUGGGACUCGACAUGUGUGAGGCCAUCAAGAAGGUACGGGAUGCCACAGGGGUGGACAUUAACAUGCGUGUGGGCGUCCACUCAGGAAACGUCCUCUGUGGAGUCAUUGGCCUGCAGAAAUGGCAGUAUGAUGUCUGGUCACAUGAUGUGACACUGGCCAAUCACAUGGAGGCUGGAGGCGUACCUGGGCGGGUCCACAUCACCUCUGUCACGCUGGAGCACUUGAACGGAGCUUACAAGGUGGAGCCAGGAGAUGGACAGGAGAGAGAGCCUUACCUAAAGGAACAUGGCAUUAGCACCUACCUUGUCAUCAAUCCAAAGGCUGAGAGGCGGAGCCCACAGCACCACUACAGGCCUCGGCAUACUCUGGAAGGGGCGAAGAUGCGGGCGUCGGUCCGGAUGACCCGCUACCUCGAGUCCUGGGGCGCCGCCAAGCCUUUUGCCAAUCUCCAUCACCGGGACAGUAUGACCAAUGAGAAUGGCAAGAUCAACACUGCUGAUGUGCCAAUGGGACAGUACCAUUUCCGCAGGCGGACAGAGAGAACAAAGUCACAGAAGAGGCGCUUUGAAGAGGAAUUUAAUGAGAGAAUGAUUCGCACAUUUGAUGGAAUCAAUUCACAGAAGCAGUGGCUGAAAUCUGAGGACAUUCAGCGAAUAUCUUUAUUUUUCCACAACAAAACACUGGAGAAAGAGUACAGAGCAACCACUCUACCAGCUUUCAAGUACUACGUCACAUGUGCCUGCCUCAUAUUUUUCUGCAUUUUUAUCGUCCAGAUCCUGGUCUUGCCAAAGACGGCCCCCCUCGGGGUCUCGUUUGGCAUGGCCUUCCUGCUGCUCUCGCUCAUCCUGCUCAUCUGCUUCACAGGUCAUUUCAUGCACUGCAGUAAAACCUCUUCGUCCUCCUGGCUCUGGCUCCUGCGGUCGUCCGGAGUCAUCGCCAACAAGCCCUGGCCCCGGAUCACCCUCACCAUGGCAACCACUGCCCUCAUCCUAGUCAUGGCCGUCUUCAACAUGUUCUUUUUGGAUGAGGACCCAACCACUCCGAUCCCUGUUUACAAUAUCUCCAACGAGACCAACAUUUACUUGGAUGGGCCACCAGUGCCUUUCAUAGAGAAGAACAACUUCUACCUUCCUUAUUUCAUCUACUGCUGCAUCCUGGGCCUGAUCUCCUGCUCAGUGUUCCUGCGCAUCAACUACGAGCUGAAGACGCUGAUGAUGCUGACCGCUGUCAUCGCCUACAACACCAUCAUCCUGCACACGCACGCCGCCUUGGACGAAUACAGCAGGUUUCUCUACCAGACAGAAGUGCUGGAUAGGCCUGGUGUCUUGAAGGACCUGAAGACCAUGGGCUCUGUGUCUCUGUUCAUAUUCUUUGUCACACUCCUUGUGUUGGCAAGACAGAAUGAAUAUUACUGUAGGUUGGACUUCCUGUGGAAGAACAAGUUCAAGAAGGAGUGUGAGGAGAUCGAGACCAUGGAGAACCUCAACCGCGUGCUGCUGGAGAACGUUCUACCGGCCCACGUUGCAGAACACUUCCUGGCGCGGAACUGGAAGAAUGAGGAUUUGUACCACCAGUCUUACGAUUUGGUGUGUGUGAUGUUCGCCUCCAUCCCAGACUUCAAAGAGUUCUACACGGAGUCGGACGUCAAUAAGGAGGGCCUGGAAUGCCUUCGGCUCCUGAAUGAAAUCAUAGCAGACUUUGAUGAGCUGCUCUCCAAGCCCAAGUUCAGUGGUGUGGAGAAGAUCAAGACCAUCGGCAGCACCUACAUGGCAGCUACAGGACUCAAUUCCUCUCCAGUGGCCGAGAGCAUACAGCAAGAGCAUGACAGGCAGUAUAUGCAUAUUGGGACCAUGGUGGAGUUUGCCUUCGCUUUGGUCGGAAAGCUGGACGUCAUCAACAAACACUCCUUUAACGACUUCAAACUAAGAGUGGGGAUCAACCAUGGGCCCGUGAUUGCUGGUGUGAUUGGAGCCCAGAAGCCUCAGUAUGACAUCUGGGGCAACACAGUGAAUGUAGCCAGCAGAAUGGACAGCACUGGAGUCUUGGGCAAGAUACAGGUGACGGAGGAGACGAGUGCUGUCCUGUUGGCUCUGGGCUACUCCUGUACCUGCCGAGGCAUCAUUAGUGUGAAGGGCAAAGGGGAACUCACGACCUACUUCGUCCACACCGAGAUGAGCCGCUCCCUGUCACAGGGCAACGUAGUGACAUGAGGUCACUCCUGCUGCGACAACCAAUCAGAGACAGGCGUGUACACAGGACAUCCAAUCACAUACAACCACAGAUGCAGGACAUCCAAUCAGCAAAAAUCAUCAGAAGCAGGACAGCCAAUCAGCAAGAACUAUGAAUUAAGGACAUCCAAUCAGCAAGUGGAACACAGGACACAGGACAGCCAAUCAGCAAGUGCAACACAGGACAGCCAAUCUUAGAAAACCAACAGACGGGAGACAUUCACUCAUCAAAAGCAAUGCCAAUACUUGAGACCGAGUCACAGAAAACUAAAGAAGACACCUUCAUCAGAUAAAAACAAUCUGAGAGGACAACCAAUCAGACAUGUUUUUGUACAUAGCUCUGCCUUCUCUUCAGAUGCACGGAAUGUUGGAUGUAUUUACAAACUUGAAACCAAUUCAGCAGCAUUUCUUCAGUAGGAAUGUUCAUACAGGGUCAAUAUCAUUGGAUGUAUGGUAGCAUAAUGUUUUGUAUGCAAACCAAAUACGACAAAAACUGUUUUGACGUUUUAUCACUAUUGUCGUUGUUCUUUUUUUUGGUUCUUUUUUUAUUUUUUAAAAGCCUAUUCAUUAAACUUUGUAUCUAUUAAUCUCGGCCUCAAGCUCAAAAUUAAUUUGUGUAUGUGAAAUGGAUGUCUGGAGACUGAACAGAUCAGUCUGUGUAACUGCAUCUGCUGAAUUUUACCACAGUCACACAUGAAACACAUUUGUGAGAGAUGCAGCAGAAACUUCAGCAGAGCAGGUUUCUAUAACUGGUGUUUGUAUCUAGGGGUGCAGUAGAGUCCCUGAUGGCAGGAGGUUACGGGGCAUAUCUGG
Alosa sapidissima (American shad) is the source of this 4540-nucleotide messenger RNA. It is a transcript of the gene adcy2a, whose product is annotated as adenylate cyclase 2a. The record is from RefSeq and is a predicted model, not a curated record. Gene Ontology annotation, molecular function: adenylate cyclase activity. Lineage: Eukaryota; Metazoa; Chordata; Actinopteri; Clupeiformes; Clupeidae. Gene Ontology annotation, biological process: adenylate cyclase-activating G protein-coupled receptor signaling pathway; adenylate cyclase-inhibiting G protein-coupled receptor signaling pathway; intracellular signal transduction. Gene Ontology annotation, cellular component: plasma membrane.